This is a messenger RNA of Antrostomus carolinensis (chuck-will's-widow), 713 nucleotides long. RefSeq names its product translation machinery associated 16 homolog (gene TMA16). NCBI's taxonomy places the organism in Eukaryota, Metazoa, Chordata, Aves, Caprimulgiformes, Caprimulgidae. The annotation marks the transcript as partial. Gene Ontology annotation, cellular component: nucleus. The transcript is spliced from 6 exons. The record is from RefSeq and is a predicted model, not a curated record.
CAGUGUACAGCAUCUUUGAUUUCUUUUCAGCCAAAGUUACGAAAAACCCAAGGAGGGAAGCAAGAGAAGAAAAUUAUCCAUCCUUACAGCCGAAAAGCCGCACAGCUUGCAAGGGAAGCACACAAACAGGAAAAGAAGGAAAAGUUGAAAACUGACAAAGCUUUGCGUUUGAGCAUCAUUGGAGAAAAAUUGGAAUGGUUUCAAAGUCACCUUGACCCCAAUAAAGUUGAGUACACGAAGAAGGAAGCUGGUGAACUAAUUGAAAAUUAUAUUUGUCGAUUCAAUGCUGAAUUGGAGCAGAUUGAAUUACAAAACAGUAUUAAAGGUAGACAAGGAAGACAGCAUGGUUCACGGGAAGCUGUCAUCAAGCAGACCAUAGAACGUGAAAGACAGCUCUAUGAAGGCUAUGGAAUAGAAAUCCCAGACAUUAUGAACAGAAAGCAUCUUAAAUUUUUCAGGGAAUGGGAUGGUGAUCUGAAGAAACUGCCAAACAUCAAAAUGAAAAAGCUGUCAGCUAUGGAUGUUGCUUGCAGUGCUUGCAGUCACCCUGAGGUAGCAGAUGUGGAAGCUAAAGAAGAAUUAAAUAAAGCAGAAGAGGUGGCCUAAUGAGCACCAGCUGGUUCAAGAGCUGAAACAGCUGAAGGAAAUUCUAAGAAAUCUAUUUUAAUUACCACUGGAAAUGAGAAUAGAUUCCAACUAUAUUCGCAAAGGCA